AUGCUCGAAUCUUCUAAAAACAGAUAUGGUCCUGUUGACGUGUGCCCGAAAAGGAGACAUCAUUUCGCUCAGCAGGCGGCGCCGAAUCUCUCACCGGAUCUCAAGGUGCUCUUCACGAGGCCUGGCCUCUUUAACAACUUUGGCAACGACAUCGUCUUCAAAUUAAUGUUGUUGAGGCCCAUUUAUUUAGCUAUCAAGCUUACUUUAUCUGAAAUGGUCCUACAGUCAACAAACACGAAGGACACCUGGCUUGGCUUUCAUGUGGUGGAUUUUUGUGCUCAAUUCGAGGACCUGGAAAUGUUAAGCGAUUUUGUCGUCAGACUGAAAACGGUUGCCAAUUAUGAGCAGUUGAAAGUCCCCACCUGCAAGAAGGCCACCGACUCUGAAGAUGAUUCGUUCUAUGACGAUGACGAAAAUGAUCACGGUACAAACAUGAUUGACAUGGUGCCACCACCAGCAAAUACUCCACGUCUUUGGAAACAUCUCCUGGUGAAGGGUGUGACGCUUCAGGAAUUGAAUCCCCUUACCACACGAUACAUCGACGGACCAGUAAUGGAUUUUUACAUGGCUUCUGAAAGAAUGGGAACUUUGAACAGGUGCUCAUCACCAGAACUGGCCUCUCUAACAACUCUGGCAACGACAUCGCCUUCAAAUCAAUGUUGU
This is a messenger RNA of Mesorhabditis belari, 663 nucleotides long. NCBI's taxonomy places the organism in Eukaryota, Metazoa, Nematoda, Chromadorea, Rhabditida, Rhabditidae. The record is from the annotation of a GenBank genome assembly.